Molecule: messenger RNA, 768 nt
Organism: Paramacrobiotus metropolitanus
Lineage: Eukaryota; Metazoa; Tardigrada; Eutardigrada; Parachela; Macrobiotidae
Exons: 3
Coding region: 1-768 (255 amino acids)
Source: RefSeq, a predicted model, not a curated record
AUGACCCCGGCUUGCUGGGAUAUUAAUGUUGUCAUGCAUUUCCGCGGACGACGCCUGUUUGUACUGGCAACACAGGACAUUUCCAACUGCACAGGACUGCAGGACGAGGCCGAAAUUAAUCCGCUGAAGUGCGUAACAGUGGGAUGCAGCAGUCGCAUUCCCAGUGACAGCCGUGCAUCGCAACCCUGCAGGGAAUGUGGAGCUAUCAACACUGACCGGCUGCUGCAGUUCCGCCGCUUCACGGAGCAUCUCGAAAUGAUCCGUAACAGUGAAGACAGCGGAAAUGGGGAAUCACUAGAAACUGCCUUCUUCAAAAAACUGGAUGCGGCCGACAUACUGCACGGAGACGCGUAUUUACGCUUUCUGUGUGGAUGGAACGUAAUGGAGAAGCAUUUCAAAGAAAGCCGUUUCGAUGACGGCUGGAAACUUGUGCCGGAGCUGAUUGUCUGCUUGCGAAAUAUAUGUCCUCGGUACCAUAUGUUGCGGGCUUUUCAUCUGUCGUCGGCGGCCGGAUCCGCCGCUUCGGCUCUGCCGCACCACGUGGAGACUGGGCUGUCGUGUUUUUCGAAACCAGCCCAGCGACAAAUGAAAGCAAUGUCAGUGGGAGUGCUGAAAAUGGUUGCCGAAUACGGCAAGGAAGCCGAGCAGAUAUUUCGUGCAGUUGGAGGUGAUGAGUCCAAAGAGGCUCGUUACGGCCAGAAAAUUCUGAGCCUCAUUGAUGAGGCAGCCCGCAGCAUUAAAAAGAUCUUCCGUAAUAAUAAGAUCUAG